This is a messenger RNA of Medioppia subpectinata, 2241 nucleotides long. The record is from the annotation of a GenBank genome assembly. NCBI's taxonomy places the organism in Eukaryota, Metazoa, Arthropoda, Arachnida, Sarcoptiformes, Oppiidae.
AUGUCAAACACAAGCGACAGAAGCACUGAAUCAGAAGACGGAGAGAUUGACAGACAUAUGAAGACAUCGCUGAAGAGGAGCGGCGAAAGGGGUGGCGAAGGAUAUCGACCACAAUAUGAGUCCAAACACAGAAAGAGACACAAAAGCCAGAGUCCGGACUUACAGUAUGUCUCCGAUGAGAACCACUCGACUCCCGAUCGCGAAGAAUACGAAGAGGAAGAAGAAGACGACGAGAUGUUGGACGAGACCAAUGAGGAAGGGCUCGAUAUAAAGCCGCCGCAACACAAGGCGUCCACUUCUUCCCGGCAUAAGAACUAUUCGGUUGAUUAUAAUUAUAGAAAUACUUCCGACAAGUCUUUGAAUCGAUCGGCAAAAGAAGCGCCGUUUGAGAGACCGAAAGACAGACAUCGAGACAAACACCGCAACAGAAGUCGAUAUUCAGAUAAUAGGAGCGCAAAAAGUGAAGAAGACUUUAGACGCCGGCGACGGGAAGACGAGACCGAAGUAAACGUGAAUCCAAACAGAAGUCGAAACGCCGAAAAACAGACACUUUCCGAGCGAUGGAUGGUUUUAGACGAGAAGAAUAGUUCCAGCGAUAACUGGAGGUCUAAAUCGAGUGAACUGACAACCAGUCGAUCGCAUAAACAAAGGCAUAACAAAGAGUUAGAGCCGAGUCGUGAGAGAUCACGAAAAUCUCCACAAAUGGACAAAAGUGUGCCUAAAGUAAUGGACUCUUCAAACACGUCAAACAUAUUGUCAACGGUUAGUGUGAAACAGACGGCAAAGAAGUUGAAUGCAAUGCUUGAGGUCCAAGAGGUGGAGAUGAGUGAAGAAGAGAUGGUUAGCGAUGAACACAGUGUUGAUAAAAGUACUGAUAGAAGUGAUGUCUCGGAAUCCGAUGAUAACGAACCACAAGAGGCAGAAGAAGCGGAACAAGAGAUACAAGAAGAUUAUAAUGUGAUUAAAGAUAACAAAAGCGAUGAUAAUAUCCCGCGGAUUGUUGUCGAUCACGACGUGGUUUACUAUUCGGAAUCAAAUGUCGUCGAAAAGAGUGCCAAAAGUGGCGACGAAUUGGAAGAAUUAGGUGACGACAUGAGCGACGAUUUGCCCGAUUAUUAUCCGGCAAUACAGGGCUGUCGUAGUGUUGAAGAGUUUCAAUGCAUUAAUCGCAUAGAAGAGGGAACGUAUGGAGUGGUGUACAGAGCGAGAGAGAAGCGGACCAAUGAAACGGUGGCUCUGAAGAGGUUGAAGAUGGAGAAAGAGAAGGAAGGCUUUCCCAUCACUUCGUUGCGCGAAAUCAGUACUCUAUUGAAGGCACAGCACGAGAACAUUGUGGCCGUACGCGAGAUUGUGGUCGGAUCUAAUAUGGAUAAGAUAUUCAUUGUCAUGGAGUUUGUCGAACACGACCUCAAGAGUCUGAUGGAAACCAUGAAACAGCCCUUCCUGUUGGGCGAAGUGAAGACUUUGAUGCAACAGUUGCUGCGAGCUGUGGCUCAUCUGCACGACAACUGGAUUCUUCACCGCGACUUAAAGACAUCCAAUCUGUUGCUCAGUCACAAAGGGAUACUCAAAGUGGGAGACUUUGGUUUGGCCCGAGAGUAUGGCUCACCUCUCAAAGCGUACACUCCUAUUGUGGUCACCCUUUGGUAUCGUUCGCCGGAACUCUUACUUCAGACCAAACAGUACUCCUAUCCGAUCGACAUUUGGUCCGUCGGAUGUAUUUUUGGCGAAUUCUUAACAAUGAAGCCAUUAUUCCCGGGAAAGUCUGAAAUCGAUCAGUUGAACGCCAUUUUCAAAGACUUGGGAACGCCUAACGAUAAGAUAUGGCCCGAGUAUUCAGAGCUGCCGUUAGUCAAGAAAGUGACGUUCGCUGACCACAAGUACAACAAUAUGGCCAACCGUUUGGGACAAAAGCUCACGAAAAAGGGCUUCGAUCUACUCAAUCGAUUCCUCACUUACUGUCCGAGUCGUCGAAUCACUGCUGAAGAGGCGUUGAAACACGAGUUCUUUAACGAGAGUCCGCUGCCGAUCGACCCGUCAAUGUUCCCGACGUGGCCCGCGAAGAGUGAACAGUCGGGUAACUCACAGCCCCGUAAGGCUCACAGCCCUAAACCUCCGAGCGGUGGCAAACAGUUCGCCAAACAACUGGCCGGCGAUGACUACGAGAAACUCAUUGAAGGCCAGGGCUUUCACAUGAGUUAUGCCGCUCACGGAAAUGCAUCCAAAGGCGGAAGUCGAUGA